CGAGUGCGCGGAUUAUUUUGAACGUUGGAGGCUCGGGGCCGCAGCUUGAUCUUGCCGGAGUGUCUCGGUUUUUUGUUAUUAAUCUUCCCCCCAUCCAGCCUGACUGCAGCGUAGGAGGUGACCCGCUAUGGAUCUGGGGCAGAACCGCUUCAGCGAGCGCUACAAGGCAGCGGCCGCGCGGGGAGUGGAGGCGCUGAGGGUGAAGCAAGCCCGAAGCCGGGCCCACAGCCAGAAGGAGAACCGCGACCGCCAGCUCCGAAAGAGCCGACGCUUCGACACCCUCCCGCUGAUGGCCCUGCAGGAGGUGGAGGCUGAGGAGCCUGGGCCGCCCAAAUCUUCUGAGGCAGCAGUUCCAUCACAGAUGACGCGACUGGAGAUGUUACGGCGUUAUAAGGAGGAGAAAAUACUGCGGAAACUGAAGGCAGAGCGCGAGAAACCUAAGCAAAUCUUCAAAGUUGGCAUUUACAAGCCGGAUGUGACUCCCUUUCAAUCACAAAAUAUCAUGAAACCAAAAGCUCCGGGUGUAGUGCCCUCGACCUCAGAUUUGAGAGUGACCAGAUCAAUGGCUAAGAAGCAAGAACUGCUCCUGAAAAAGGCACCCAGUGUACCCAAAUUCGCAGCUCCUACAAAGGUGGGUCCUGUCAAAGGUAACGUUUCCAAUAAUAGAGGCAGCUCUACAGUGGUCACUGGAACAAGGAGUCAGCACCAAGCCACCAGCCACCAAGCUGCAGGACCCAAAGUACCCAUUGCAAGGGAGAAAAAGGCUCCAUUCAGCCCUGAAGAUGAGAAACUGAAUAAGGAAGCAAGUGACAACCUGAAACCUGGAGCGGAUUCUCUGGCAGCUUUUGGCUGCUGCCACUUCCAGUGCAGCCAAAGCAGCAGUGAGAAGAGGAGGAAAGACCCAUCAAAGAAAGGUAUCCUGAACUUCUGUUAA
Molecule: messenger RNA, 934 nt
Organism: Rhincodon typus (whale shark)
Lineage: Eukaryota; Metazoa; Chordata; Chondrichthyes; Orectolobiformes; Rhincodontidae
Product: disks large-associated protein 5-like
Exons: 6
Coding region: 128-934 (268 amino acids)
Source: RefSeq, a predicted model, not a curated record